UGCCCCACAUCACCCAUAUCCCCCUUUGUCCCCAUGUCCCCCUCUGUCCCCCAUGUUCCCCUCUACAUCUCCCUUUUGUCCCCAAUGUCCACCACGUCCCCCUCUGUCUCCUGUCCCCCUUUGUCCCCCCCAUGUCCCCCGCAUCCCUCUUUGCCCCACAUCCCCCUUUGUCCCCAC
Molecule: messenger RNA, 177 nt
Organism: Pezoporus flaviventris
Lineage: Eukaryota; Metazoa; Chordata; Aves; Psittaciformes; Psittacidae
Exons: 2
Source: RefSeq, a predicted model, not a curated record